Molecule: messenger RNA, 264 nt
Organism: Leptomonas pyrrhocoris
Lineage: Eukaryota; Euglenozoa; Kinetoplastea; Trypanosomatida; Trypanosomatidae
Exons: 1
Coding region: 1-264 (87 amino acids)
Source: RefSeq, a predicted model, not a curated record
AUGGAAAACACACGGGUUAUCACAAGAAAGACACCGGAGGCGCAGGGCUCGUUCAACGAGAGUCACUAUCGCGGGCAUGUCAGCGCGCGACCGAAGGCGACAACCGGGCCGGCAGCGAAGAGCUCAGCCGGAAUGGGUACAGCGGGUCGAGGUACCCAAACAAGGAAAAACGCACACCGUCCCGGCACACAAGCGCGGCAGGGACAAGCCCACCCUCCCUUCCAUCGGAGAGGUGUCCGGUGUGCCAGCAACCAGCCUUCGUGA